CUCUGCCGUUAGCAGCGCGGAACUACGAGUCCCGGGGUCCCUUGCGGCCGCCGUAGUCAAGUGGCCGGUGGAAUUGGCCCAGGAUGACAGCUGGAGAAUGGAGUCAGUUUUAUCCAAGUAUGAAAACCAGAUUACUAUUUUCGCUGACUACCUAGAAGAAUUUCCAGAUACAGAUGAGCUGGUAUGGAUCUUGGGGAAACAGCAUCUUCUUAAAACCGAAAAAUCUAAGCUGUUGUCUGAUAUAAGUGCUCGUCUGUGGUUUACAUACAGAAGGAAAUUUUCACCGAUUGGGGGAACGGGCCCUUCGUCAGACGCCGGCUGGGGAUGUAUGCUACGCUGUGGACAGAUGAUGCUGGCUCAAGCCCUUAUCUGCAGACACUUGGGCAGGGACUGGAACUGGGAGAGACAGAAAGAACAACCCAAAGAAUACCAACGAAUCCUACAGUGCUUCCUAGAUAGAAAAGACUGUUGCUACUCUAUCCAUCAAAUGGCACAGAUGGGUGUAGGAGAAGGGAAAUCAAUUGGCGAAUGGUUUGGACCAAAUACAGUUGCACAGGUGUUAAAAAAACUUGCUUUAUUUGAUGAAUGGAAUUCCUUGGCUGUUUAUGUUUCAAUGGAUAACACCGUGGUUAUUGAAGAUAUCAAAAAAAUGUGCCACACCCUCCCCUUGAGUGCUGAAACAGCUGCCGAGAGCCCCCCUGAGUCUCUGAAUGCUUCGACCCAGAGUAAGGGCCCCUCUGCCUGCUCUCCAGCCUGGAAACCCUUGCUGCUCAUUGUGCCCCUCCGCCUGGGCAUAAACCAAAUCAAUCCUGUCUAUGUCGACGCCUUCAAAGAGUGUUUUAAGAUGCCACAGUCUUUAGGGGCAUUAGGAGGAAAACCAAAUAACGCCUAUUAUUUCAUAGGAUUCUUAGGUGAUGAGCUCAUUUUCCUGGACCCUCACACAACCCAGACCUUUGUUGACACUGAGGAGAACGGGACGGUUGACGACCAGACUUUCCAUUGUCUGCAACCUCCACAGCGAAUGAACAUCCUGAACUUGGAUCCUUCCGUAGCAUUGGGAUUUUUCUGCAAAGAAGAAAAAGACUUUGAUAGCUGGUGUAGCCUUGUUCAGAAGGAAAUUCUAAAGGAAAAUUUAAGGAUGUUUGAAUUAGUUCAGAAACAUCCAUCACACUGGCCUCCCUUUGUUCCUCCAGCCAAGCCAGAAGUGACAACCACGGGGGCAGAAUUCAUCGACUCUACUGAACAACUAGAGGAGUUUGACCUGGAGGAAGAUUUCGAGAUUCUGAGCAUAUAGAAUAGUGGGAACUCACCUUGGAGAUCUGUCUUCCAUCUGGCACCAGAAGAACAUGAAUUCAUCACAAAAAACUUUUCUAGUCAGCAAGUGCCUGAUAUGCCAACAACAUACAAACUUGAUAGCAAUCAUGACUGAGCCAAUCACCUUUUCUCAGAAAAAAACACACAAGUGAACAAUAUACCCCUUCCCCAGAAAGAACUAAAACAAUCAUGGAAUCUAGGAGCAGAAAGAUUAGGAGUCGUCUCUUGCACUUCCCAGCUUCUUACAUGGCCACAGCGAAUCUUCAGCUACUGAAAUGAGGAGGUGGAUGUCUGGAAGAUAGACAGCAACUCCCACCUUGCUUCCAGCACCAGCAGAUGAGAGAUGGUUACCCUGUGCUUCUUCACCCUUUCAGGUUAGACCUCUCUGGGCUAAAUACUAAGAAGCAACCUGUUCUCUUGCUCUAAUAAUAAAGUGAUAAUCGUAUCAGGGAAAAAAAGUUCUUGUUAAAUUAUUUGAACAUGUGUUUAAAUAAUUAUAAUUGAUCUCAAAAAGUGUGUCAAAGACAUUACAUCAAAUGUAUACUUAUUGAUCUCCUUCCCAUUUGCGAGAACCUUAACUAUUUGAUGCGUCACUGUCCCCAUCUUUACUGAUACUUUUGUCAGAUGGUCACCCUGUCCUUAAAUCAUUAUCAUUUAAAUCAGGGGUCUGCAGACUUUUUCUGUCAAGGGUCAGAUAGGAAACGUUUUAGGCUCUGAAGACCACAUAGUGUCUGUCACAGCUCCUCAUCUCUGCUGGUGAAACCCCAAGACAGCCAUAGACAAUGUGCAUGCACAUGAGCCUGGCCGUAAUCCAAUAAAACUUUAUUUACAAAAACAGGCAGAGGGCUGGAUUUAGCCCACAGCCUGUAGUUUGCUAAUCACUGACUUAAAUUGUUGAUUUUUGUUUGGGAAAUUAAAAAUUGUGUUUGAAUUUGA
Molecule: messenger RNA, 2250 nt
Organism: Lagenorhynchus albirostris (white-beaked dolphin)
Lineage: Eukaryota; Metazoa; Chordata; Mammalia; Artiodactyla; Delphinidae
Gene: ATG4A
Product: autophagy related 4A cysteine peptidase
Exons: 13
Coding region: 98-1294 (398 amino acids)
Molecular function (GO): protein-phosphatidylethanolamide deconjugating activity
Source: RefSeq, a predicted model, not a curated record